Sinocyclocheilus anshuiensis is the source of this 1173-nucleotide messenger RNA. RefSeq lists its product as uncharacterized. The transcript is spliced from 9 exons. NCBI's taxonomy places the organism in Eukaryota, Metazoa, Chordata, Actinopteri, Cypriniformes, Cyprinidae. The record is from RefSeq and is a predicted model, not a curated record. The coding region runs from base 1 to 1173 and encodes 390 amino acids. Gene Ontology annotation, cellular component: nucleus; polytene chromosome. Gene Ontology annotation, biological process: regulation of DNA damage response, signal transduction by p53 class mediator; regulation of transcription by RNA polymerase II. Gene Ontology annotation, molecular function: protein binding; histone H4K20 methyltransferase activity; transcription regulator activity.
AUGUCAGACGUGGAGGAGGCCAUACAGUUUUCACUUCGACAGAAAGACAAAAAUGGGCUUGAGGGCAGAUUCAUCAGUGAUUUUAAAGGGAGGGGUGUGUUCAGCUCUACGGAGUUUGAUAAAGGAGAUUUCCUGCUGGAAUACAGAGGCGACCUCAUAAGCAAAGAAGAAUGUGAGCGGAGGCAAAGAAUAUAUCAUGAUGCACUUAAAGUUUUCAUGUUUGAGUUUCGCUACAAUGGAAAACUCCUUUGUGUCGAUGCAGCCCGAGAUGACGGUUCUCUUGGGCGACUUGUAAACGAUGACAAUAUUAACCCAAACAGCAGAAUGAAGACUAUCCGUGUGGAUGGAAAACCUCACUUAUGCUUAUUUGCCACAAGGAGCAUCUGUCUUGGUGAAGAGAUCACAUAUGAUUAUGGUGAUUCUGAGUGGCCAUGGCGAUGCACGAUGAUAACUGAGAAGAAUCAGUGUCUAAAGAACCUAAAGAACUCUGAACAAGGCACAGCAGCUAUAAAGACUCUUAGUGUGGCUGAACCAUCCACUCUUGAAGUCAACACUCUGUCCCAGUCAGAAGUCAGAGACGUAGAGAAGCUGACAGUUGUCAGUGAUCAGUCAGUGUUAAUGGACUCAAGUAUCUGUGCAGCAUCUGAAGGGCUGGAAAAGGUGACUACGAAGAAGGACUGGUUACGAUUGGAUGAUCAGGACUGUGUUGAGAAACGUGCCAUCAUUAAAACCCUUUUGAUUUACUUAAGCCUGCCGGCCACUCAGAAGACAAACCCGCCGGCCGCUCCGAAGAUAAGCUCGCCGGCUGCGCCGAUGUCAAGCCCGCCGGCCAAGGCUCUCUCCAGCCCGCCGGCUAUGCCGGUUCUUCAGUCAAGCCUGCCAGCCCCGGAGCUCGCUCCAGUGUCGGCCCAAGAGCUCGCUCCAGUGCGAGGAGUACACACAACGGCCAGGAGUGCCAUUCCUAGUUCCAGAGGAUCCAGAUCCUUAGUGACGGCAAGGAGUGCUGUUCCUAGUUCCAGAGGAUCCAGAUCCUUAGUCACGGCCAGGAGUGCCGUUCCCAGUUCCAAGGGAUCCAAUUCCCCAGUUUCGUCCAGUAGUGCCGUUCCCAGUUCCAGUGGAUUCAGUUCCCCAGUUUCGGCAAGGAGUGCCGUUUCAGUGGAUCCAGUUCCUUAG